This is a messenger RNA of Anolis carolinensis (green anole), 2085 nucleotides long. It is a transcript of the gene nudt19, whose product is annotated as nudix hydrolase 19. NCBI's taxonomy places the organism in Eukaryota, Metazoa, Chordata, Lepidosauria, Squamata, Anolidae. The coding region runs from base 198 to 1370 and encodes 390 amino acids. The record is from RefSeq and is a predicted model, not a curated record. Gene Ontology annotation, cellular component: mitochondrion. The transcript is spliced from 3 exons. Gene Ontology annotation, molecular function: hydrolase activity, acting on acid anhydrides, in phosphorus-containing anhydrides.
CAUCAGUCCUGCGAGCACAACGGUUCAAUCCACUGCAUCACUGGGGCCUCCUUUGUGCUUGGAUGAAAAGGAGUCACGCAGGCGCCUGGGCUGCAACAGCCCGACCGCUAGGGGUCGCUGGAGAGCAGCGUGGUCUGAGCGCGGAGGGUGUCGCGGGGCGAUGACGCACGUCCGUGGGCCUCAGCCUGGGGAGCGGGAUGGCGCCCCGGUCGCGGCCUUGGCGUGAGGCGGCGACGGUGCUGCUGGCGGCCGGGGGCGGCGCUGGCGGGGCCUCUCCGCGCGGCUGCGACUACCGGGUGCUGCUCCUCCGCCGGAGCCCCCGCAGCGCCUUCAUGCCGAGCGCGCACGUCUUCCCGGGCGGCGUGGCGGACGCGGCGGACUUCUCCCCGGAGUGGUGGACGGUGCUGCCGGGCCCGGCGCCGUUGUGCGGCCUCCGCCCGAAGAGAGGCCCAAGGGCGCCGCUCUUCGCCGCCGAGCGCCCCGAGCUGGGCCAGGCCUUGCCCGGAGACCUGGCCUUCCGCCUCUGCGCCAUCCGGGAGACCUUCGAGGAGGCCGGCCUGCUCCUCCUGGCCGAGCCGGACCAGGCCCAAGCCGCCAUCGAGGCCUUCUCAUCUUCGGAAGGGCCGGCCCCGUGCGUGCUUCCCCCGGAGCGGCUCCCGCUGCCGGGCCCGGAGCUGGCCGAGUGGCGGCGGCGCGUGCAGAGGCAGCCGAGCCUCUUCCUGGCGCUGUGCCGGCGCCUGGGCCUCGUGCCCAACAUCUGGGCCCUGAGCGAGUGGAGCAACUGGCUCACGCCCCGCGCCCUGGCCGGGAAGGGCGGGCGGAGGUACGACACCGCCUUCUUCCUCUGCUGCCUCGCCCACGCGGCCCCCGAGCACCCCCACGGCGCCCACGAGCCCGACGGAGACGGAGAGGUCACCGCCUGCCAGUGGUCCUCACCCUCAGAAGCUUUUGAACUGUUUAAGUCUCAAGACAUCUGGAUAGCACCACCACAGUUCUAUGAGUUAUGCAGACUUGGCAAUUUCUCAACACUUCAUGAUCUGCACACUUUUGGCUCUGAGCGAGCUUUAGAAGGAUGUGAACGCUGGAUGCCUGUUGUGUUGGUUGCUUCAGACGGCCAGAUACAUAUUUUACCAGGUGAUGAGCUAUACCCAGAAGACCCUGAUCUCACAGGAGAAAGGAAACCAGUUUUGACAUCCAAUAAAAAGAUCGAAGAACUAAUGAAAGGGGUGAAGAAACUUCAUCGAAUGGUGCUACGAGACCCUCGUAAUAUUAGUGUCCAUGUGAACAUCCAACAAAAAUACAAACAUAUCAAUCCACGACUUCUGGAUUCUAAAAAUGGAAAUGGUGCAGACUGUAAUAGCAAAUUAUAAUAUUUUUCUAUAUUAUUCUAGGUAUUGGUAUUACAAAAAUAGUUAAUAUAUUUUUAUAUAUGACAACCCAUAUGGCAGCUCAGGGUGCUUGUGCCAUUUUACUUAACAUGCCUCAAGCUUGCUGCAAAUGAUAUAGCCUUCAUUUUUCUGCUAAAUGUUUGUGCAAAUGUGACAAUUCUGGACCUUACUAAUUUUAACUUAAUUUAUACAUUUAUGUAUUGAGAUCACUAAAGUGCCAGCAUGGCAAUAUUUUGCCACAAACAAGGCCAUACAUCAGUAUCGGGAUAAGAUGAAAUAAUUUAGUAUCAAAAUAGUUCAAUAUCUUAAACUACGCUAGUUUUUAACUCAAAGUAUAGAGACACAUCAGCUUGUUAAACUCACUGUGUUCGUUCACAUUUGCUUUUAAGGAUUCCGAUCUUACAGAUCCAGUUAAGUUCAAUUGACUACUAUUGAUAUAAUACUCAGAAGUUCUACUUCUGAAACUGGAAAGCACUUUGAUGGACAUACGAACUUGUGUCAUACUGUCCGGUUGUGACCUUAUAAAGUGAAUAUUAUUUCAUGUUAUUUGUGCAAUAUUUUUAAUUCCUGUAUUUAUUCAAUAUUUCAAUUUCAGCAAUGCCAAAUUAUAUAUAUUGGAAAAUUAGCCAUUUGGCGUGACUCUUAAUUUAUUGUUUGCUUGAACAGUUGUUUAAAAAUAAAUAUUAAUUUUCAGUAA